Rhinichthys klamathensis goyatoka is the source of this 1160-nucleotide messenger RNA. RefSeq names its product monoacylglycerol O-acyltransferase 2 (gene mogat2). Lineage: Eukaryota; Metazoa; Chordata; Actinopteri; Cypriniformes; Leuciscidae. The coding region runs from base 27 to 1034 and encodes 335 amino acids. Gene Ontology annotation, molecular function: diacylglycerol O-acyltransferase activity; 2-acylglycerol O-acyltransferase activity. The record is from RefSeq and is a predicted model, not a curated record. The transcript has 6 exons. Gene Ontology annotation, cellular component: endoplasmic reticulum membrane. Gene Ontology annotation, biological process: diacylglycerol biosynthetic process; triglyceride biosynthetic process.
CGGCUCUUGUCGUCUCUAGUUUAGACAUGAAGAUUCAUUUUGCUCCGGCUGAUGUGCCUUUGGUUAGGAGGAUCCAGACUGCUGUCGUAUUGCAGUGGGUCUUCUCUUUCCUGGCCCUCGCCCCCUGCUGUAUUUUACUGUUCCUCUUCCUGCUCUUCACUCGCUUCUGGCUGAUCAGUGUGCUCUAUGCCACCUGGUGGUUCAUCGAUUGGGACACGCCUUCAAAAGGAGGAAGAAAAGUGCCCUUUCUGUGCCGAAUGCCCAUGUGGGAGCACAUGAGAGAUUAUUUCCCCGUAAAACUGGUGAAGACAGCUGAUCUGGACCCUAGGAAGAACUAUGUACUGGGUUUCCAUCCUCAUGGUAUACUUGUGGCGGGUGCAUUUACAAAUUUCUGCACAGAGGCAACAGGUUUCAGAAAACUCUUCCCUGGGCUGAAGAGCAACCUUCUAAUGCUGCCUCUCUGGUUCAGAGCCCCCUUCUUCAGAGACUACGUAAUGUCUGCUGGCCUGGUUCCAUCGGACAAGGAGAGUGCCAGCUAUCUGCUCCGGCGGAAGGACGGUGGGAACGCUGUGGUCAUUGCAGUUGGCGGUGCUCCUGAGGCUUUGGAUGCCCACCCUGGGGAACACAUUGUUCACCUGGCCGAUAAGAAGGGCUUCAUUAAGCUUGCGAUAGAGCAUGGUGCAGAUUUGGUUCCUAUAUAUUCGUUUGGAGAGAACGAGCUAUUUGACCAGGUGCAGAACCCUCGUGGCACCUGGCUGCGAUAUAUUCAAGAGCGUCUGCAACGCAUGAUGGGCGUUUCUCUACCCCUCUUCCAUGCACGAGGUGUUUUCCAGUACAGCUUCGGCCUAUUACCCUACAGAAAGCCCAUCAACACUGUUGUGGGUAGGCCAAUCCCAGUAGAGAAAAACGAGAAACCAACAGCUGAAGAACUGGAUGUGUUUCACCAGCGAUAUAUGGAUGAACUCACCCGCCUGUUCGAGGAACACAAAGGAAAUUAUGGAGUACCUGAAGACACUCACCUGCUGUUCCAGUGAGCGAUUCGGAGUGUGUGUGUGUGUGUGUGUGUGUGUGUGUGUGUGUGUGUGUGUGAGAGAGAGAGAUACAGAAGGACAGUAUAUAUGUGUGGUUUAGUUUCAAUGUUGUCAGCAUUUAAAACAUAG